This is a messenger RNA of Vigna radiata var. radiata (mung bean), 1220 nucleotides long. RefSeq lists its product as uncharacterized. The record is from RefSeq and is a predicted model, not a curated record. Lineage: Eukaryota; Viridiplantae; Streptophyta; Magnoliopsida; Fabales; Fabaceae. Gene Ontology annotation, cellular component: chloroplast. Gene Ontology annotation, biological process: chloroplast organization; regulation of DNA-templated transcription. The transcript has a single exon. The annotation marks the transcript as partial. Gene Ontology annotation, molecular function: double-stranded DNA binding.
CGCUCAGGUAACAUCAUUGUUCUUCAAUCCUUUGCCUUUUCAAUUUUCAGGAAUUUUCUUCAAUUUGAAAAGUUGUUUUUCACCUCAUCACCAUGUUCAAUAAACUUCUGUACUUGAAAUGUGUCACUUCCACAGCAACAUCACCUUACCCUUUUAUCCACCACUACCCAUUCCUCUUUUCUCUUUGUUUCUGCACAGCCACUUCAAAUUCACGCUCAUUUGCAAUAUCCUACCUCGUUGACAACUUUGGAUUCUCUCCUGAAUCUGCUUCCAAAACAUCUAAGUCCUACAAUAUUUGUUUCCAGACCUCAGAAAAGCCCGAGACUGUGAUCGGGUUCUUCAGAAAUCACGGUUUCUCUAAUAUUCAAGUAAACUAUAUGGUUAGAAAGGCACCGUGGUUGCUUUCUUGUGACCCCUGCAAAAGGUUAUUGCCAAAGUUUGAAUUUUUUCUCUCAAAGGGUGUUUCUAGGUCUGAAAUUGUUGACCUAAUAAGUAAGUACCCUAGAGUACUGCGUCCAAGCCUGGAGAAUCAUAUAGUCCCAACCUAUGAAUUGAUAUAUAAGUUAUUCCAAUCUCAUGUGAGGACUACUCGUUUUAUGUUUGGUAAUACAUUUUACUCUUUCAAGGAUCGUCUGGCACACAACAUCAGAUUGCUGCUAGAGAAUGAAGUGAGCGAAUCAAAUAUUGCAAGAUUGCUUGGGAACCAUAGUAAGGCGGUCUAUACCUCAAAUGAUAUAGUUAAGUUGGUGAAGGAAGUAAAGGAUUUGGGGUUUGAUCCUUCAAAAGAAAGUUUUGUUGUAGCGAUGAUGGCCAUAAAAAAAAUAAGUGUUUCCCUGUGGAAGGAGAAAGUUGAUACCUUCAAGAAAUGGGGUUGGUCUGAUGAAGCGUUGUCUGAAGCAUUUAGGAGGCACCCUCACUUUAUGUUGAAAUCUAUUAAAAAAAUAAAUGCUGUGAUGAACCUUUGGGUCAAUGAGUUGGGAAGGGAUCCUUUGGAACUUGUCCAUCGUCCAAUGAUUUUCGAUUUGAGUAUGGAAAAGACAAUCAUUCCAAGGGCCCGUGUUGUCCAGCAUUUACUUUCUAAAGGCUUGAGGAAAAGUGCCAACUUUGUGUAUCCGAUUAGUAUUCCUGAAAAGUUAUUUCUUGCAAGGUUUGUGACAUGUUUUAAGGAGGAAUCAUCUCAACUAUUAAAGCUGUAUCAGGAAAAAGUUAGUGUUCAAGGA